CACUUCUUCUCUCCACUAAUCUUUGUCCCGCGAGACAUUUUCUCAAAGAGUACACGCUUAAGCGCUCGACAACUCAAUUCUCCUCGGACGUCAUGAACGCUCAGAAGCCCAUCACAUUUAUUAAUGAUGCGGUGUGUUCACGUUGGGUUGGCCUGGUGAUCCAGAAGCGCCAACAGCUUCUCGAGUGGGUGUCGACCAUUCAUCCCCAGAAACUCGCCUGCCAAAUCGAGGGUAACUUCUUCCAUGGUUCAUAUAACCUUGGUCAGAAGGUGACCUUCAGCGAUGGCACAAAGUGGCUGAUCCGCUUCCCUUUGUUUGGGCAUGUUUCCCCUAGGUAUAUGGACGAGAAGGUUGCCAUGGAAGUAGAGGCGAUGAAGUUUAUUAGCGAAAAGACUGCUAUUCCUAUUCCGGAAAUCAAGCACUGGGGUCCUGCUGCCGAAAACCCGCUGGGUCUGGGUCCAUUCAUUAUAAUGGACUUUAUCGAAGGCAUAUCUCUCGACGGCCUUCUGAGCAACCCCGACGCCAAGCAACACUUCAGACUCAUCAGGGAAGACGUCAGUGAUGACACCAUCGAGGUCCUCUACAGGCAGUUUGCAAACAUUCUGCUCCAGCUUUUCCAACUCGACUUUAACCGGAUCGGUAGCCUGCCAAUGUUGAAGACUGGAUUCCAUGUGCCGAUCCGCCCGCUAACAUUCAAGGUGCAUGAUAUUCAACAGACUGGAGGGGCUAACACUUUCGGUGAUCGAAGCAAGGGGUUUCUCACGACGACUGAGUACUUCCGAUACGUCGUCGAGCAGGACUGGGAACAGCUCCUUAGCCAGCCGAAUUCGAUAGGCGGCGAGAGCAACGCCAGAACGAAAUACGAGUCGCUUAGCGCCUUGAAGACUUUGAUCCCUAGUUUCGUUCAUCCAGAUUACGAUUGCGGCCAUUUCAAGAUUAUUUGUGACGAUCUGAGCCUGGCGAACGUAAUUGUGAGGAGUAAGGAUGACCUUACAAUUGUUGGGCUGGUAGAUCUCGAAUGGUCGUAUAUCGGGCCGGCCCAGCUGUUUGGCUCGGCGCCAUGGUGGCUUCUCGGAAUCCGACUUAAUAACGUGGACACCUACUACGACAAAGACUACCCUAAGACGGCCGCCCGGUUCUUGAAGUACCUAGAGAUCUUCAAACGUGUUCUAGGGGAGGAGGAGGAAAGAAUGUUGAGGAAUCGAGGGAAAGAACUUUCGAAACUCGUGGAGUGGUCUGAAGCUUCGGGCGCCAUGUGGCUCCAUAUGCUCCUCUCAUGCGGCUUCAACCACCCUGAGAAUCUCCCCUUCGUGCAACUACAACGGCAUAUUGGAACUAAGAAGUGGCAGACGCUUAAGAGGCAAUUCUGUGGAUCGGAAAUGAACGCAUUCGUGGAGGAGAAGGUAUCUCAGUUGGCGCAGUACGACAGGGACGAGGAUAAGGUGUUGGAGCUUAAAGAGGACUUUGACGAUGGCAAAAUGACAAGGGAGCAGUUCAUUGUCGCACUUGCUGCACUUUGAUGGAUUCUGGCUGUUUACACAUUCAGUUUGCUUUAACGUACUUUACAAUCGAAAGCCCCACACCAUCGAACCCCCCACGAUUUCUUGGCAAGGAAAAUUAACAAGAAUCUACGAG
Trematosphaeria pertusa is the source of this 1635-nucleotide messenger RNA. RefSeq lists its product as uncharacterized. The coding region runs from base 93 to 1520 and encodes 475 amino acids. The record is from RefSeq and is a predicted model, not a curated record. The transcript has 2 exons. NCBI's taxonomy places the organism in Eukaryota, Fungi, Ascomycota, Dothideomycetes, Pleosporales, Trematosphaeriaceae.